This is a messenger RNA of Cokeromyces recurvatus, 1197 nucleotides long. RefSeq lists its product as uncharacterized. The record is from RefSeq and is a predicted model, not a curated record. Gene Ontology annotation, molecular function: protein binding. Gene Ontology annotation, biological process: protein insertion into ER membrane. Bases 27 to 1016 code for a protein of 329 amino acids. The transcript has 7 exons. Gene Ontology annotation, cellular component: cytosol. Lineage: Eukaryota; Fungi; Mucoromycota; Mucoromycetes; Mucorales; Mucoraceae.
CUCAGAAAACAAUAAUAAUAAUUAAAAUGGCUACAAGUAAAGGUGUAGAAAAGACACUUCAAAAACUAAGAGAAUCAGUUCAUGCUGGCAAUUAUUAUGAAGCACAACAAAUGUACAGAACUGUUGCUAGAAGAUAUAACAAACAAGCUAAAUAUGUAGAUACAAUUCGUUUACUUCAUGAUGGUGCUAUUUUAUUAUUCCAACAUAAACAAAACGGUUCUGGUUCAGAUUUAGCUAAUUAUAUGCUUGAUACAUAUAGAUUAGCCCAUUUGCCUGUUGAUGAAGCUUCUUUGGAUCGAAUUGUUGAGAUUUUGAACCUUUUUCCAGUCAAUGAAGUUGGUCGUAAGACAUUCAUUAGUAAUGCUUUCAGAUGGACAAAGGAAGAAGGUAGUUAUCCAGAAGGUGAUCCUGAAUUACAUGACUUUGUUGGCACUAUGUUUUAUAAUGAGAAAAAAUAUAGUUUAGCAGAGGAUCAUUUACUUUUAGGCACUGAUCAUAGCGCUGAAGUCAUUGGUAAAGUUGCUUAUGCAUGGGCUACAGAAGAAAAAAUUGUACUUAAAGGAAUAUAUCUUGCUCGUAUUGUCUUCCAACUUUUGGCUCAAAAAAACAUUCGUCAUGCUAAUUUAGCUUAUACAAGCUUUAUUGAAGCUGAUAAUCAUGGUGUUGCAGACAAAUCUGAAGUUCGUCGUGCACCUGCAGAUGCACCCACACCUUACAUCAUCUAUAAUGAUUCUUGGAUUAAUCUUACACAAUUAGUCUUAUUGACAGUUCAAAGGGAUGGAAAAGACUUGUUUAUGGAACUUAAAUCAAAAUAUGCAGGUCUUUAUGAAAGUGAUAAUAACUUUGUUGAGCUUAUUCAAGAUAUUGGACUUGUAUUUUUCAAUAUUCCCAAACCUAGAAAACAAGGCAAUAUGCUUCAAGAGAUGAUGGCUAAUUUAUUUGGAGGCAAUAAUGGUCCUGUUCCUACAAACGCCUUACUAGGUGGUGGAGCAAAACCUAACGAAGAUCUUGAUUAAUAAGUAGUAAUAAAAAAUGUAUAUUUGUAUGGAUAAUGAGAAAUAGAUGUCAGUGUAAAAAUGAUUGUAAAAUGACUGAAACACCGUCAAUCAUUAAGCCAUCUUUUCUUUCUUAAAAAAAAAAAAAAAAAAAAAUAAUAACAAUAGCAGAUUAUAUUACAUAUUUAAAUAUUUGUUCUUU